GGUGUAGACGGUAACAGCCGGCGGUUUAAAGGUGGCACACUCACCUGUUCUCAGAUGGAGGAGAGAGGUUAGCUGGGUGGCCAUAAUUUUUGCUCGCUGGGUUUGUUUUGCUCAUUGUCUUUUAAAUCCAAGCUUGCCACUAUUUUAAUAAACACUACGAAAACGCACGUGGGCUCAACGUACUUACGUGGAUGAGAAGCAGCACGUCAUACACACAAACAGAGCCCAGUCUUUCCUCUCCAGCGACUUAGGCCUUUUUCUUUGUCAACAAAAAAGGCGUUUAAGAAAGACAUCGCUCGGAUUAUCCACGAUCAAAUGAAGCAGGAAGACGCCACAUCCCCUGCUAUUUCAAGGAGAACAGAAGCUGACUUAAUGAAAAUGGCAAAACACAACAUCACUCUUGCCAUUGCCAUAGUGCUGGCAGUGAGUUUCUACAUCAUCACUAUGGUGUUCUCUGCUCUGGCAGCGCUGGGAAAACACCCAUUUUUGUUGAACACCAAGAAUAUUUCAGAUGAGUUUGUGACCCAGAUCACGCCUUCAGGAUGGACCUUUAGCGUGUGGUCCAUCAUUUACGUCUUUAUGGGUGUCGGGUUGCUGUUUGUCUUCGCAGGCAUCUUUAGGAAGAAUGCCUAUGGUUAUGUCUACUGCAGCCCUGUAAUUUUGCCACAUGGGUUUUUUGUGACUUUGUGCAUAAAUCUGGGCAUCAAUAUUGGAUGGUUGCUCCUGUGGGACAGAAAGUACACGCCUGCUGCACUGGCUUUCCUCAUCCUAAUCGCUUUGACUAACUACACUGUGAUAUUCUUCUCCUGCUAUGGUCUACAUAACUAUGGAGCCUGGCUCAAGAAAUACCACAAAGCAGACCUGUGGCUCCAUCAUUUGCUGAUUCAGAAUGGUAUUGCUAUUUAUGCAACAUGGACAACUAUUGCAUCCCUGGUCAAUUUGACUAUAGUGCUAACUUAUGACGCGAGCAUGUCCCACACAGACGCUGCCACUCUUGCUCUUUCUGUUUUGACCGUUGUGUUGAUCAUGUGGUUCAUCCUGGAAAACUCCAUCCUCGACAAAUAUGUGAGAUUCAUUCUCAGUAUUUACCCCACUGUGAUUUGGGCGCUGACAGGGGUGUUGACCAAAAACUACAACAACGCAGCUCCUACUCGCAACAACAUCUUUAUCGCUGUGCUGCUGGGUGCAGCCUGUGCCUUGUGUGCCACGCGGGUAUGUUUGGUCAUGUGGAGGCAAAUGAAAAAGCCGCUUUACGAAGACAUCAACGCUGACAAAAUGUCUCCGAUGGAGAUUUUAGAGAAGCAGAAAAAGAUAUUUAAGUGAGCAUGUUAGGAAAACAUUUGCAGUAUGGUUUCUAUAUGAUAUCAGUGAUGUAUCGUAAAUGACUUCAGCCUUGGAUGCACUGCUGACACAUGAUGAAGCCUCACAAAAUUAUAUAUAAUGCUCAAAGUUUGAGCCUGUCAACAGUGUAUAAACAAACUGGAAUAAUGUGUACAUAUCUGAUCUCACCACACAAACAUGAAAUCUGGAGUUAUGCUGUUGUUUACUUUUGUUCAAGCAAUCUAACUUUUGCUUU
This is a messenger RNA of Archocentrus centrarchus (flier cichlid), 1576 nucleotides long. RefSeq lists its product as uncharacterized. The transcript is spliced from 8 exons. NCBI's taxonomy places the organism in Eukaryota, Metazoa, Chordata, Actinopteri, Cichliformes, Cichlidae. Bases 316 to 1323 code for a protein of 335 amino acids. The record is from RefSeq and is a predicted model, not a curated record.